AUGCUGACUGCUCUUCAUGCAGCAAAGGAGAAGCUUUCACAAUACUAUGCUAUGACGGACGAGAUUGAUAGUGAUCUCUAUGCAAUUGGCACAAUUAUCUCUCCACAGCAGAAGCUCCAGUUCUUCCGUAGGAAGGAAUGGCAUGAUCUGAAAACGGAUUGGCAUGGACAAUAUCGCAAGAGUCUUGAAGAUUACCUUGAGGUUUACAAAUGGCGUCUUUCAGAUAUACAGUUGGUAUCCAAGGUUCAGUCGUCUGCAACUGUAAUAUUGGAACUCGAGGUCUUUUGCGAGCCAGAGGAGUCAUCUGGACUUCAUCACUCGUCUUCUAGUCAUUGUGAUGAGCUAACACAAUAUCUCAAAAGUAUUUAUUGUCCGUACCCGGCCCUACUGGCUAUGACAGACCACUGGAAGUCUUGGUGA
Molecule: messenger RNA, 420 nt
Organism: Talaromyces stipitatus ATCC 10500
Lineage: Eukaryota; Fungi; Ascomycota; Eurotiomycetes; Eurotiales; Trichocomaceae
Exons: 2
Coding region: 1-420 (139 amino acids)
Source: RefSeq, a predicted model, not a curated record